This is a messenger RNA of Schistosoma bovis, 7467 nucleotides long. NCBI's taxonomy places the organism in Eukaryota, Metazoa, Platyhelminthes, Trematoda, Strigeidida, Schistosomatidae. The record is from the annotation of a GenBank genome assembly.
GUAUUGUGGCGGUGUACUGUCUUGAUUGCGGGAAGUUUGUUUUCUUUGGCUAUGGAGCAAACUAGACUUGUAAGGUCCUGGGUAUUCUUAACCUCAUAAAAUUUUUCCAAUUAUGAAGCUUUUUUGUCUUUGUCUGCAAUAAAGUGUUAGCCUCACCGGUCUGUACGUGGUACUUGCCAAGUUGUUUGCCACACUACAGGAUGGUCAGUGUAACUUUAAUACGAUUCUCUCCGUUUUGAUGUUUUAAUUUGCUCAUAUUGUUUUGAGUUGUUUAUUCAUCUUUAUAGCUGAUGUAGUUCCUCCAGUUACACGGAAAAUAACUUUCAAGGUUUUUAAUUUGACAUAUCAUAACGAAGUGUGGAUUUACAUAUCAUUAUUCGUUACCUACAAAGAAUUUAUGCUUUUCCUAGUUGUUACGAAUUGCCUUAAGCAUGUAAUUUUUUAAUAAUAUAAAGGAUAGUGGCAUUGUUUGUGCAACAAUCAGGAAAUGGCUUAAACCUCUACUGACGUAUGUUUGCUUAAUUAAGCAGUUUUUACAACUGUUACUCCUAAUGGAGCAAAGCUGCCAAUCAGCGUACUCCAGUCCACUCUUUCCUGGGCCUUCCUUUCUAGUUACGAUCGAUUUCGUCCCUUCUACUCAUGCCUAUCUCCAUUUCUCGGCGUAACAUGUUCUUCGGUCUUCAUCUUUGCCUUUGGCCUUCAGGAUUACAUGUGAGGGCUUGCCUUGUAUCGCAGUUGGGUGCUUCCCUCAAUGUGUGUCCUAUCGAUUUCCAGCGCUUCUUCCGCUGAGAUCUGGUUUGUUCUCUCCCAGGUGAGACUAAUUUAUGGACGAGCCAGUCAGAGGCGUUCGAAGGAUUUCAAGGUUGCGGCGACAACUUCAGUGCUUAAUGCUAACGUACAAUGGGUUUACGUGAAAUUUUCUACAAAACGUGACAAUUGAGCGGCUAUAACAAAUAAAACGGCGAGACUAUAAUUUGUGGACGAAUCAAUCAAGUAUAAGAUAAUAGAUCUCGGAUUUUGGCUCGAAAGUCUUUCAUCCAUUUGGCUAAAUAAAUUUCUGGCAUUAUAGCUGAUGUCAGUUCGUGAUGAAAACCCCAUAUAUAAUUCCUAACUAAGGCAAAUUACGAUAAUUAUCGCGAACGGGAUAAUAAAAGCACCAAUAACAGUGGCUGCAGCCAGGUACUACAAUAUAUACGGAUGUUUGGAGAGCGUACAGACUUCUUCAUAGGCUUGAUUAUGUACAUCGUGUCGUUAUCCACAAUUGGCAUUUUGUGCACUCAACAACCAGAGUGCACGUAAACAAUAUUGAAGCUAUGUGGUCGAGGCUGAAAAAGUUUUUGCAACCUUAUCAUGGCUCCAGAGGCUGACUAUUCUAUAGCCAUAUGGAUGAUUUCCUUUAUUGCAUGCGUUACGAUUUCAGAACCACUAAACCUCUUUCUAAUCUUGACAAGUUUUUGAAUCCCAUAUAAGAAGUGCAUUCAUUUUAUUUUCUUGGUUUUGUAUAAUAUAUUUUUACUCUACACUGACUGCUUGCUGAUUGGCAGAUAUUUCACAGGGUCAUUUACGAUUCGUUGAAAUGUCGUCCACAAAUUAAAGUCUCUCUAUGGCUUAUUCAAUUUUUUGGGACCGUGAAUAUGGUUGUUUUAGUCGUUAUUCUAUAUAAAGGGUUUGUGUUUAAUCCCCAGUCUCACUCAGAACUUCACCGAUUUUCAUUAUGAUGUGUCAUCAGUUGAAAUCCCACUUAGUUUAGAUACUAACUUUUGCUGCAAAGUGGUUUUGCGGGGAAUUGUUCAUUUAUUAUUCCUCUUAUUUAGUUGGUCUGUGCACAAAUAUUCGUCGAGACUAUUUACCACACUUCGCGCAUUCAAUUGCAAUUAACAGUAUGAGAAGUAUAGGAAUCGAUAAAUGAUACUACCAAUGAAAGUAAGUAGAAAUAAUUAUAGCGAACAUUACUCGAAGCGAAAAAGACGCUUAUUCUGAGGAAAAACGUAGAGUAACAUAGAAAAUCAAGAAUUUCAGAAUAUUUAUUUAUCUUCAUCACAGUGUCCGACUUUUAAUAAGCCAAAUGUCAUUCCAUGUGCUUCCUUUUGGUGAACUGAGUGGUGUAAAUAGACGUCAAAACUAGCAAUAUCAAGUUGUAUGUGGUCACUAGUGAUUUUUGUCUUGGUGAGUUGGGUCAAUUUAAAUUUUGUAUACUGGAUUACAAGCUCCGGUGUUCUGUUCAAACUUAAUGCAUGAAAAAAGAAGAUUCUAGCGAUACCUUUCCCAAACAGCUCAAAAUAUUUGCUAACAUUUUAAAGUCACUACACAACUGUCCGUGAUUUCUACAAAUAGACUGAAAAUAGACUUUGUUGUACGUUUGGCCUAAAUUUAUGCAAUUACUUCAUAAGAAGGUAUCUAUUUACUCAGGAAUAAAAUGCCUUAACUAAAUGGUUAAAAGCAUUCAUUUGUGACUUUUUGUAGGGUGGCGAAUACCAGACGACCUGUUGAGACCCUACAAAGGAACAAUGACAGUUUAGGAUAGUCAUAUUUUGGGAAUUUUAUUGAUAUCAAACCGUUUGAAUACUCUGUCAAACAUGGAUAAAUGUAGUAUGUGACCUGUCAGUGGAUUGAUAAUUUUACUACCUACUAGUGUAUCCAUUACUCAGGUUGGGUAUUCUCCGCCUCUAAUGAUAUCCAGAAAAAGUAUAUACUAAUAAGUUGGAAUAUCUUACUGAAACGUUUUCUUGUGGUUGGUAAUGCUGGAGCAACGUUUUUUACAUUUUCCGCGUACUGUUUGAAAAGACAGAAAGCUUACUUAUGCCAAUAUUUGUUCACUCAAUUUCUCCAAGUCCUGAACUAUGGCGUUUGCAGCACUUGAGGAAAUUCCAUUUUAAGAACUAGUAACCAGGUACUCAGCUUUCUCUACCGACUGGGACUUAAGAAUUGCUGAAUUGCAACUGUCAACAGUUAAAAUGUAAGAUUAGGCGAUGAGUUUUCGCGUAGCUAUCAAAGACAAGCACCAGUAUGCAUAUUUAUUGUUCUCCAGCUGUCAAAAUUCUUAUUUUUGAGGGAAAUAGAUGACUUGGCAGUUACGUAACGGGCAUUUAGUGUAAGAGCUUGGUUGAUACUAAGGCACAUUUUUGUGGUGAAUUCAUAACAUUUUCUUGUGUCUGUGGUGAAUAUUAUUCCUAGAAAAUAUCGUUAUGAAAGAUUACUGAAAAUACAAUGUGGUUAGAUAAUCAAUCUUUUCUAUUGUGUUCUUUUUCUUACUAAAUGUUAAUGUUACAUUACUUGGUUUUACGUCUGAACACUUUGUAUUGACGUGUUGUUUCCUCGAAAAUCCUCUUACGCAGAAAUCAACUGAAAAGACCGUUACAGAUUGUCAAAGGACACAUAAACGCGCUGAACCUGAACGUUUACGUAUAGCCAGGAAGCAUCAAAGGGAACUAGAAAGUAAACAAAAAAAAUUGGAGAAGGUUUUUUUUCGAUUAUUUAAACUUUUCUGGUCAGGAGAGGCGGCAACUAGAAAGACAAGAAAAGAAAGAUGCAGAAGAACGUGAGAAAGAAGAAAAGCGUCUGAAACGUAGGGAAGAACAGCGCAAAAGAGAAGAGGGAAGAGAAAAUGAACGUAGAAAGAAAGAAGAGGAAAAACGCAAGAGAGAGGAUGAAAAAUUGCAAAAAGAACAAGAAAAGAAAAGGGAAGAAGAUUUAAAAAGCCAAAGAGAAGAAAAACAACGUGCAGUUUUGUUAGGAUUUCUUGUGAAAUCAGAAAGCAAAAAGGAAAUCAAUACCGUCUCUGGUACAGACUGUGGACCAUUUAUACAAUUUGAAGUCAGAAAAGAUAUGAGAAUGGCUUCUUUGCACAGAAUGUCACAGGCUUUACUUUCCUCAAAACAAAGCAACAUAGAAAACUUACGACAUGCAUGGGUAAACGGAAACGAUAAAGAUGCAACUUCAUCACUUGGGUUACUUAAAUUCGGACGUACUAACUACCUUCAUGAACUACGAACAGGACAGAUAUUACCAUUAUCCUACCCAAGUACUUGGCCAAUUGAACCUCCCGAAGUCCAAUAUCUUGGAGAUAAUAUCUAUCCUGUUAUAAACUCGGUCGCUUUAAAACAACACGAUAAUCGUGGCAGUGGUGGAACAGUAUGGCUACGUGCAAAGUUAUUUCAAUUCGUUGAAAAUUAUCGACCUGCAUAUUAUGGUACAUGGCGACGUCGUAGUCGUAUUGUUACUGGUCGUAGACCAUUUGCUCGUGAUGAUUAUCAACUUGAUUAUUCCAUCGAUUCAGAUGAUGAAUGGGAAGAAGAAGAACCUGGUGAAAGUAUUACACAGUCUGAUAAUGAAGAUGAAGAAGACGAGGAUGAGGAAAAAGAUGGUGAUGAAGAUGACGAUGAUCAGUUCUUUGUUCCACACGGUUAUUUAUCUGAUGAUGAAGGUGUGGCUGCAGAAGAAAGUGAAGGUCCGAUCCCUGAUGAAAUGAAGCAGUUGCGUCAACGGUUAUCUGUUGCAGAGUAUGAAGCAGCUCAUCGUCGUGGACUUCAACGUUUAAAACCAUUAUUACUAGGACCUUUAUGGUUGCCUGAACCAGUUGAACGUUGUAUGCCAAGCAGUAACGCAACUACUAAUAAUACUACUAGUGCUGCCACUAAUAAUAAUAAUCAUUUCGAAGAGAAUAAAGAAAACAUCGAAUUACCGGAAAGAUUUAUUCUCAGUAAGCAGACCAAUGAGAAAACUGAAUCCCAAUUAAUGAAAUCUGUUUUAAGCGUCUAUCGCGUGCAUUUAUGGACAAUAAAUUUUCCGAUUUCUGUUAAACCAGAUAUUGGUGCCACUACUACGACUUCAAGAAGACCGAAAAAAUCUGUCCCAGAAGAAGCGAUGGCGUAUUUUAUUCAACUUGUUCAUCGAAGUCCUUUGGGAAAGCAUAAAUUAGCUUUUGAGUUCCGUGUUUUUUGGCAUCGUCAUACUACUGGCAUCCUACCAGAGUGCUUACAAUAUAUGGAAUAUAAAAAAUAUAAUGCUUCUGCAGUGGGUUCAUCAGUCUCACGUAGCGGUCUUUUUGUAUUAUCUGGUCCAGUUUGGGAUAGUUUACCAUUAAGUCAAUCACUUGUGUUAUCCAAAUUAUCUCAGAUCGCGGUUUUCACUGAGGGAAGGUGGAUGGUUAACUUAGAAGUACUUCAGAAAUAUGCUUCGCGUCUUUGUAAUCUGUGCAAUAUUCAAGAAUUAAGUGGUGGUAUUGCUAGUAGUUUGGACGAAGUUGAUAAAGAUUAUUUUCAUAAUUUCGUAUUUCCUCCAUGGGAAUAUUUAACAGAUGUAGCAGUAACUAAUAUCAGAGUAAAUCGCGGUGCAUCAACAACUAGUCGUCGAUCUCUAGAAGUACCACAAUCACAAUUACAAACAACUGUAGAUCGUUUACAUGAACCGCACAAAAAUGUAAUGACUAUCAAUAAUUCUCAAGUUGUUUUAUUGCAGCCUCUACAAUCUUCGGAUGUUGUAGUAUCAAGUAAGCAAACUGAUAAGGAAUUAUCAAUUCAUAAGAAUGAACAAUUGUCUCAAUCUAAAAAAACUCAUUUAUCUGAAAAAGACAUUAAUUUAUCGGUUAACAUAAGUCAGGCGAACUGUUCUUCAAAAGUGACUACUACUAUUGCUUCUACUGGUUCGUCUCAUAUUCCACGUCGAAGAAAAGGAGUUACUAACAAAAUUCCCACAAGUGAAAAAGACACUCCCUCGUCUGUCAAUAACAGUAAAGAAAACUGUUCUUCUCCGAAAGUGACUACUACCACUGGUUUAUCACAAACUCCAGGUCGAAAAAGAGUAACUUUGGAUUCAUUCCUUAUACCACCUGCAAAACGAUCAAACGUUAAUUUAUCUUCUGAAAUUCAGUCAGAUUAAGAUUGUGUUAUUUUAGACUCAAAAUGAUAAUAAUUUCACUCUCACAAUAUAUAUGUAUAUUGUUUGAAAAUAAUUGUGAAUUGUCUAGGAAAUAUAUAGCUUAUGUGUGCAUACCUGAUUAUUUAAGUUUUUCGAGACCGUGUAUUGUUUAGGGUGAUUUAACCCCUGCUUACCUCAUUACCAUCUCAAUCCUCUCUUAUUCCAUAAUAAUUGUCUACUCUCUAAUCUUUGUAUAAAAAUUAGUUUAAAGGGAUAAAUGCUGAAAUCCAUAUUCCAUAAGUGCUUUCCGUUAUUUUUUUGGCAACAUAUGAAACUAUGAAGUACAGUUAGAUAACUGAAAUAUCUUCUUUAUCUUCUCUCUCCCUCUUCACAUAUACUGUUAUAUUAGAAAUUUUUGUAAAGAUUUCACCGAUUGUUUAUACAUAUUUCAUUAUUUUGAAGACAAACAAAAGUAAAGUAUGAUAGACUAUUAUUGUUUUUCUUCUCUCUGUGACCAAUAUGCACUUCACAUUAUCAUCUAUUUUUGUAUUUUUAUGUGUAUUUAUGAUCAGCCAAAAAUAUGUUUCUUUAUUCAACAACUUGUAGAUGUUUUUUUCGAAAAAAAGCUAAUAAUUUUGUUUUCAUCUAGUUUCUGACACAUUCUGAGCAGUAAUAUGCAAAUGUGGUUGAUUAAUAUGGAACCCAUGAAAUAUUUCAACGUGCUUUCAAAAAGUCAUUAGUGUUAAUGACAUUUUUAACGCUGAGAACAAAUAGUGUGAAGGCGUUCUGUUCUCUGAGCUGGAUGGUUUCUGUAGUGAAGCGUUCAUUAUCUUUUUAGACAACAUUACUGACGUAUAUUCCAUAAAGAAAUGAGCUAAUAUGAAGUCAUGGAAAAAAAACCAAAACAAACCCGUGAACGACCAUACGACCAACUGAUUAAACUAUAGGUUAACAGGUUUUAGUCGAUUGUGUUUAGUUUCCAGUGGAUCUCUUUCUGAAGUACAUUCUGAUUAUAUUGUUCAGAAAGACAAUUAGAGCUUUCAUACUAAAGCAUUCAGUUCAGAGAACAAAAUACUUCAAAAAUGUGAUGUUUUGUUUGAUUAUUUCACUGGGAAUUGUAAAAGAAAUGUAAUGGAGCUUGUUCUCUGUAACUUUAAGAUAAAUUUCUUCGGGGACACCGAUAACCGGUUCACAUCGGACACCACUUUCUCUCUAGUUUGAGACUUCAGUGCUCACUCACAACUCAAGACCUUCCGACCUCACGGCAUACUAGGAUAUUUUCAGGAGACCGAGUUGGAGAACUGCUAUGUUUGAAGAGGUCACAAGUUCACCUAAUCUGCGAACAGAAUGAAGACGCAGUGACACAAUGAACAUAUUCAUUGUUUUGCUUUAUGGGACCACAGAUGAAGACUGAAAUUUUACACUAAAUCUCUCAUAUAUACUUUUUUUUAUAUUUCCAAAAAUCAACUUUUGUCAUGCUUCUUGGCUGAUAAUUUUGAAUAUUUUUACUCACUGAAUUAAAUAUUGCCUUGUAAAAUAUUGAUAAGUAUGGUGUUGGCCUUUGAUAAGUAUGGCCCUUUGAUCAAAGGCCAACAAUCGUAGUGUUUCUUG